UCCCAACCAAACCAACAAGAUAGAGAGAGAAAGAAAGAGAGAUAGAGAGAGAGAAACGAAAACCCGAAAACCCUUCUCUGCUUCGUUUCUUCACUUUCUUCUUCUUCUGCUCCAGCCUCGUGUAUACUCCAUGAAACACAACGCGCAUCACUGAAACGACACCGUUUUUUGUUUUCUGGAGUCAGUAAUAUGGCUCAGAAGCCUCAUCUUCAGCUCAAGGAGCUGGGAUCCAAGCUCGACACCCUUCCUUCCUCCAAUGACGCUCUCAUCAAGCUCUUGGAGGAAGCAGCAGUAUGCCUGACUGACAUGGAUCAAUCACCAUCAGAUUCUACGUUAGAGUCAAUGAAGCCCUUUUUUAAUUCAAUUGUUAAACCAGAAUUGCUGAAGCACCAAGAUAGUGAUGUCAAUGUUCUAGUUGCAACAUGUCUUUGUGAGAUAACUCGGAUCACUGCACCUGAGGCUCCUUAUAGUGAUGAUGUUCUAAAGGACAUCUUUCAGUUGAUUGUGGGCACUUUUAGUGGCCUGAGUGAUACAAGUGGUCCGUCCUUUGGCCGGAGAGUUGCUAUAUUGGAGACUCUUGCAAAAUACAGAUCAUGUGUUGUAAUGUUGGAUCUUGAAUGUGAUGAUCUGGUGAAUGAAAUGUUCAGUACUUUCUUUGCAGUGGCCAGAGAUGAUCAUCCCGAAAGUGUUCUGUCAUCCAUGAAAACUAUAAUGGUCGUUCUCUUAGAAGAGAGUGAAGAUGUCCGUGAGGAUCUUUUAUCUAUUUUACUGUCUUCAUUAGGUUGUGAAAAAAGAGAUGUUACUGGGGCCGCGAGGAAGCUUUCCAUGAAUGUCAUACAGCAAUGUGUAGGAAAGCUUGAACCCACCAUUAAACAAUUUUUGCUAUCAUUAAUAUCAGGGGACAGCAAGCCCGUUAACAGUAAAGUUCAAUACCAUGGAGUUAUCUAUGAUCUCUAUUGCUGUGCUCCUCAGAUCCUAACUGGAGUUCUCCCUUAUGUCACAGGAGAGCUACUGACUGACCAGCUGGAAACCCGUUUGAAAGCAGUGAACUUGGUUGGCGAUAUAAUUGCUCUUCCUGGAACUUCCAUUGCUGAAGAAUUUCAGCCUAUAUUUUCAGAGUUUUUAAAUAGGUUGACUGAUAUAGAUUUUGGGGUUCGUAUGUCUGUCCUUGAGCAUGUAAAGAGCUCUCUGCUGUCAAAUCCUUUUAGGGCUGAAGCUCCUCAAAUAUUCUCUGCCCUUUGUGACCAGUUGCUGGAUUUUGAUGAAAAUGUUCGAAAGCAAGUUGUGGCUGUAAUCUGUGAUGUGGCAUGUCAUGCCGUAAAUGCAGUUCCUCUUGAAUCUUUGAAACUUGUUGCAGAACGGCUUCGUGACAAAUCUCUACCUGUUAAAAAGUAUACCAUGGAGAGAUUGGCUGAGAUAUAUAGAGUUUUUUGUGAGAAUAGCUCCGACACAGUCAAUUCCAGUGAGUUUGACUGGAUUCCAGGGAAGAUCCUUAAAUGUUUCUAUGACAAAGAUUUCAGUUCAGAUAUAAUCGAAUCUAUUCUAUGUGGGUCCCUAUUUCCAUCAGAGUUUUCAAUCAAUGAUAUAGUUAAACAUUGGGUUGAGAUUUUCUCUAGAUUUGAUAAAGUAGAGGUCAAGGCUCUUGAAAAGAUACUGGAGCAAAAACAAAGGUUACAGGAAGAGAUGCAGAAGUAUCUGGCUCUGAGGCAGACUACUCAGGAUAAAGACAUUCCUGAGGUCCAAAAAAAGAUUGUGUUCUGUUUCCGAGUAAUGUCUCGUUCAUUUGCUGACCCAACAAAGGCUGAAGAGAAUUUCCAGAUUCUUGAUCAAUUAAAAGAUGCUAAUAUCUGGAAAAUUUUGAUGAAUCUUGUUGAUCCAAAUACUAGCUUCCAUCAAACUCAUGUAUACAGGGAUGAUUUGCUAAAGAUACUUGGUGAGAAACAUCGGCUCUAUGAAUUUAUGAAUACCUUCUAUGUAAAGUGCUCCUAUUUGCUUUUCAACAAGGAGCAUGUAAAAGCCAUUCUUUCAGAAAUCAUCACACUUAAAUCUGCAGAGAAUGAUCAGCGCAUACAAUCUUGCAUGAAUAUUUUAGUGAUAAUUGCUCGUUUCAGUCCAUAUCUUCUCAGUGGCAGUGAGGAGGAGCUUGUGAAUUUACUUAAGGAUAAUAACGAUAUGAUUAAAGAGGGUGUUUUGAAUGUUUUAGCAAAGGCUGGUGGUACUAUACGUGAACAACUCGCAGUUACAUCAAGUUCCGUAGACCUUAUGUUGGAGAGAGUAUGUUUAGAAGGCAGUCGGCGACAGGCCAAGUAUGCUGUGCAUGCUCUAGCUGCAAUAACAAAGGAUGACGGCCUCAAGUCUCUCUCUGUUCUAUACAAGAGGCUUGUAGAUAUGCUGGAGGAGAAAACACAUCUACCUGCCGUAUUGCAGUCUCUGGGGUGCAUAGCGCAGACUGCAAUGCCUGUAUUUGAAACUAGAGAGAGUGAAAUUGAAGAAUUUAUAAUAAACAAGAUCCUUAAAAGUGAUAGUAAAGAAGAUCACAAAAGAGCAUCUUGGGAGGAUAAAAGUGAUCUUUGUGUGUUGAAGAUAUAUGGCAUCAAAACCAUAGUGAAGAGCUACUUACCUGUCAAAGAUGCUCAUGUUCGUUCUGGUAUUGAUGGUCUUCUGGAUAUCCUGAGAAACAUGCUAUCUUAUGGUGAAAUAUCAAAGGACCUACAGUCAAGUUCAGUUGAUAAGGCCCAUUUGAGGCUUGCAUCUGCAAAGGCAGUUCUUCGUUUGUCAAGGCUCUGGGAUCAUAAGAUACCAGUUGAUAUUUUCCACUUAACUUUAAGGGCAUUAGAGAUUAGCUUCCCUCAAGCUAAGAAGGUUUUCUUAAGCAAAGUUCAUCAAUAUAUAAAAGAUUGCCUUUUGGAUGCCAAAUAUGCAUGUGCCUUCAUGGUCAACAUAUCUGGAUCCAAGCCAGAGGAGUUUGCAGAGGAUAAGCAGAACCUGGCUGACAUUAUUCACAUGCAUCACCAAGGAAGGGCACGGCAGCUUUCUGGACAAUCAGAUGCAAAUUCCUUUACGACUUUCCCUGAAUACAUUCUUCCGUACCUAGUUCAUGCACUUGCUAACAUAUCAUGUCCCAAUAUUGACGAGUGCAAGGAUGUUGAAGCUUAUGAUAAUAUAUACAGGAAGUUGCACUUGAUACUAUCAAUGCUAGUGCAAAAAGAUGAAGAUGUCAAGUCAGAAGUAACUACUAACAUAGAGAAGGAAAUUAUAUCUACCAUCACUUCUAUCUUUCAGAGUAUCAAGCACUCUGAAGAUAUGGUUGAUGCAUCAAAGUCGAAGAAUUCUUAUGCGAUAUGUGACCUUGGGUUAGCAAUCACCAGGCGACUAGUACCGAAGGAUGUUGAUUUGCAAGGAUUGUCUCGUUCAGUUUCUCUACCUCCAAUACUAUACAAAUUACGUGAGAAGGAAAAUGACAUCAUGGUAAGCGAAAUAAAAACCUGGUUAGCCGAUGAAAGUGUGUUGGCUCAUUUUGAAUCACCUGAAUCAGAAAUGGUUCCAUCUCAACUAGCUGAGGAUGAUGCUUUACAGGACAGUGAAAAAAACGGAAAGGAAAUGCCCCUGGGAAAAAUAAUAAAGAGCAUAAAAUCUCAGGGAACCAAGGGCAAAAAAGUGAAAAAGAACAAGUCUGUACCAGCUGAAACAAAAAUGGCUGAAAAUGAUAUUGAUAUCAUAAAUGUGGUCAGACAAAUUAAUUUGGAUAACUUGGGCAUAUCUACUAAUUUUGAAUCAAGUAAUGGUCAUGAAAACUCUUUAGGUAAGAAGGUUCAGAAGGAUCCAGAGUUUGCAACAACUAAAAAACGAAAAGCUGGAGAAGCAACACCUGUUCCAGUGCCUAAACGUAGGCGGUCUUCCAUUACCCAUAGAAAAUCAAGACCCAGUAGUACUUUUAAGGCUCCCCGAAGAGUUUCAGGGGAAGGAUCUUCUGGAGUGAAAUUACCGUUGGAUGCAGAAAUUAACCCUGAUACAGAUAGCAAAACUAUGCAGAGAAAAAUGGUCAAAGGCAGGGAGCCGUCAUUUGAACUAAAAGUUAGGGCCUCGGAGAGCUAUCAUGACGAUGUGUCCUACAAAUCUGAAGAGCAUGACAUGAAGAGUCCUGAUAAAUCAAAGCCAACUGAUAUGACUGAAAGUGACAAUUUCAAGUCGCCCAUAGGACAUACUAAAAAGCUGAAAAGAAAAAGUAUUGGAGGAUUGGCUAAGUGUACGACAAAGGAUGGUGAAAGUGAUGCUGAAGAUCUGAUUGGCUGCAGAAUUAAAGUUUGGUGGCCUAUGGAUAAGCAAUUUUAUGAAGGUACUGUUAAAUCUUAUGACCCAUUAAAGAGGAAGCAUGUGAUAUUAUAUAAUGACGGAGAUGUAGAAGUACUCCAUUUGGGAAAGGAGCGCUGGGAGCUUAUUGACAGGGAUCGCAAACCUACCAAGAAGCUAAAGCCAUCAAAACCUCUCUCUUCUGGUGAAGUGUCUACUGGGAAGAAACAGAGAAGUUCAAGUGGCUCAGCAAGUAAAAAGACAAAAAGAAUAGUUAAUGGUAAACAAUCUCCUAGCAAGCGUGUAAAACAUGGACAAAAAGGUGCAUCAAAAAGUAAUUUCCAUCAAGAGGAUGCCAAAGAGAGUUCUGAGUUAUCAAACCCUGAAGAUACUAUGAUAUCUAAAGCUGAGAUUAACUCAGGUGGUUCUGAAGGGGAGCAGGCUGAUAGGUCUAACGUAAUCAUAACCAAGGAGAAGAAAACUAACAAGAAAGUAAGAUCAGUUUUACGUGGAAAGAGACUUAAGAAAGAGAAGAGCUUGAAUUAUAGAAAAGAAUCGGAUAAAGAGAAGCAGGAUUAUGGUGAGAGACUUUCUGAAGACACUCUCAGUGUUCCACAAGGAGUUCAAAAUGGUGAUGAAGAAAGGAAUUCAAAAGAGAGAGACGUGGAAGAAUCUAGUGGAGCUUUGAGAGAAAAUGUUAAUGGAGAAGAAGAAUCAGUUUCCAGAGAGAUGGAAAAAUCGCUUAUUGAGCCGGCAAGUCCUGAUGGUGCCAGAAUUGCUGAGGUUUCUGAUGACGAACCACUGAGCAAAUGGAAACUUCCCUCAGGGAAGAAAAGCUCAGGGCAAAAACGGUGAGCAGUUUGGCUGCUGUAGCACGAGUCAUUUUCAGUAGCAGUCAGCAUUUAAUCUGUUUCAGUGCAAAUCCAAGUAUCAGUGUGAAUGAUGACUGCCAUUUAUUGACACACUAAUAGAUGUGCUUUGCAUGUAUUGUAGCCACCCUCUAGAUGUAAUUUAAACGCUGUCAUUCCCACGUUUAGAAAAAAAAAAAGUAAAAAAAAAGUGAUGUUGCUUUAGGGUUAUGUUCUGCUAAAUGACCUUUUAUUAGUUUAGGUGAUAGGUUUAACAUAUGAUUCAUGAGGAUGUCGUUCAUCCUACCAGCAUAAUUGAUAUUUUGACUGGGGCAACAUGUACAGCUAUACGUGGGGAUAAUUGUAUUUGUAUCUUUAUCUUAUGUUCAUGUUUCUGUAGUCUUAGCAUCCGUGAAAAAGAUGACCUUAUCGU
Gastrolobium bilobum is the source of this 5571-nucleotide messenger RNA. RefSeq names its product sister chromatid cohesion protein PDS5 homolog A. The record is from RefSeq and is a predicted model, not a curated record. Gene Ontology annotation, cellular component: nucleus; chromatin. Gene Ontology annotation, biological process: DNA repair; mitotic sister chromatid cohesion. The coding region runs from base 190 to 5145 and encodes 1651 amino acids. Lineage: Eukaryota; Viridiplantae; Streptophyta; Magnoliopsida; Fabales; Fabaceae. The transcript has 33 exons.